This is a messenger RNA of Mangifera indica (mango), 1193 nucleotides long. RefSeq names its product EID1-like F-box protein 3. The transcript has a single exon. Lineage: Eukaryota; Viridiplantae; Streptophyta; Magnoliopsida; Sapindales; Anacardiaceae. The record is from RefSeq and is a predicted model, not a curated record. The coding region runs from base 112 to 930 and encodes 272 amino acids.
UCUAUUUCUUACGACUGCUGUCCAACAUUCAGCUUUUGAAUCCGGUAUUUAUACGUAUUAGCGCCAGAAAAUUUGCAAUCAGUCCAUCACUAUCUCACACACGGUGUCCCAAUGAGUGAAAACAAGAGACUUAAAACAAACAACCCGACUCCUGACUCUGGCGAGUCGCCUUUGCUCAACGAGAGCAUUCUUUUACUCAUCUUCAAAUCAAUAAAAUGGGACAUUCACGUCCUUUGCUUGACCGCCUCCCUGAACCAGAAGCUCCGGGCGAUCGCAGAGCGUCUUCUCUGGCGGAAACUCUGCACGAAUCGCGCGCCGCGCAUGGUAAAUGCAUUAUCUAACGGAGCCCCUAACAGCCGUAUUAACGGUGGAUGGAACGCGCUAGGUAAGCUAUUGUUUUUCUGUUGUGGAUGUGAAUCCACUCGUCAUUUCCAGCUGAGUCAACGAUUGUCGGGUCAUUUCGUUAAAUCAUCCCGGUUUUCAAAAACUUCGGGUCGGAGCUUUUUACCGAAAAAAUGUCGAGGCGAUUUGCUGUAUGUAAGCGACCCCUGUGAGCAUCCACUAGGGGAUAGGGAUGACGACGUGGGAAUUUUCCGAGGGGUAUUUCGGGAAUUUAUGAAAUCCAAGACUAGAGCGUGUUUGAUCCGACGGCAGGUGGAGUUCGCGGAGAGCGUGAGAUGUCCUUACUGUGGGGCCCGUGUAUGGAGCAUGACAACUGCUCAGCUUAUCCCUAAGAGUGCGGCACGGCGGCUGGGUACGUAUGACGGUGGGUUAGAGUAUUUUGUGUGUUUAUAUGGGCACUUACACGGGACAUGUUGGCUGGUACCACUGUCGUCUGAUGAAGAUCGUUGCGACGAUGAAGAGGGCGGCAACAGUGGUGAUGAUUGUGAUGAAGGUCUUGCUGAUGAUGAUGACAAUCGGACGGUUUAAGAUGGAAGUAAGAGUUCCAAGGGUAAGGUGGCUGGUGGUAAUGAGUAAAUGAUGAUGUCACAUCUUCUGUCUCUCAGUGAUGACGUAGAGGAUCAUGGUACGAUUUUGUGUUGAUGUAAAUCUUCUUUUCUCAUAAUUGUACUGGAUAUUGUCUUGUUUUGUAGCAAAGCGGCUUUUUAAUUCUCUUUUUUUAUUUCGCCUUGCUUUCUCACGGUAAUUCACAUGUGAACUCUAGCCUUUAUUAAGAUGGUUUUUUAGCUGAA